UCUUUCAUUGAACAUGGAUAGCAACAACAUUCGUCCAGAAGGUGCAUGGAUAAUUGAGGGUUCGGACAGAGUGAGAAGCGCAAACCUUGAAAGCGAAAACGAGCACGGCACUUCCUCGCCUUCCUCUAAGCCUGAGUCACCCAGUGAUCUCGAAAGUUCAAACCGUGGGAGUGAAAAACACAGUUCUCAUCGCAGCGGGUCGAAGUCUUACGACUUUGCUAGUUGGAAGAAAGUCAGCCCUUACAGUGAGAGUAAAAGGGUUGGUGCCCAUUACAGCCGGUCAAGUCCUGACAGUUCCACUGGUCACAAGAGGGUGAAAAAGAUCCUGGACUGGAAGUCGUCGGGAGUGGCGUCUGACAAGGGACCUUUGGGUCAUCAGAUGGAUGGUGGUGUGACAAAAGGACCGGCGAAGCAGGAUCUUGUCGGCUGGAAGGAUCAACGUAUCGUGAAAGCAGAGAGGAAGAAGAGAGGAUUACGCAUAGCCAAGGCAUCAGUGGAUAAAGUCGCUCCUGUAUGUCAAGAAGCAUUGUUAGAAAAUGCUAGUACAUCUUUUGAGGGCACCUUCACCACUUCAGAUAGUUGCGUCAUUGAAAAUACAUUUCGCUGCGCUUCAGAAAAACCCUUCAACCUACAAGAAAAGGUUACUUCUGAGGACCAGAGUAGGGAUGGAACGGAGCUGGACUUCGACGUUGAAGUGUUCUCCGGAGACGAGACAGACUCUAGAGACUUUGGUAGCCCUAGUUUGUUUUUGGAGACUCCUGCCAAGCCUACAGGAGAUGCAGAUACUAAAUAUCACAGUAGUUCUCACCAGUGUGAGGCCAGGCUCUCCUCUCCUGGGUUUGUCAUGUCGCCCGAUAGUGCUGAAACACCUGGAACAUUCAUGUUUGAGUUGAGAAAGCCCAUACCCCUUGCCCCUAGAAAUUACUGCAACAGUACCCAAAGUGUCCUUUGGAUGUCUUGCGACGACGACGGUUUGUUUGAUUCCGUACCGUCAGGAAUAGGUCAAAGUGUUCCAGAUAGCUCUUUUGAAAAGCAAUCACAACUCAGUGGUUCAUCAAGUGUUCUAGAUAGCCCAAGGCUGAAUGACAAAUCAGAUGUAGUUGAGAGUAAAGUUGACAACAGCAAUAGUGAACUCUCAGUCUUGCAAAAAAAUCGAAGUGAUUCCGAGUCGACGACAGAUUUUUGGGCCUACCGGAACCGCAUGAGCUGCAAGUAUCGGGAGCAAAGAGAUGGUUGCAAAUUGCCAAGUGCUGUAGUCAGCCCAAGCUCGCACAACAAUACGGAGUGUAACGAGAAUGUUGGACCGAUUGCUGUAGAUGCCUGGCCCGCUGAGUCACAGAAACAACCUACCAGAGGAAAGACGCCCACAGAAAUCAGGAGGGAGGCGUCCCAGGUGCAGAUGAAAUACACCAGGUCUGUACUUCGGAAAGAUGGCACUUCUAGAUCUCUGUCAGAAGAGGGAAAAAUGGCAUCUUCGAAGUGUAACCAAACCUUCCCUGGAGCUACUCUGAAGCCUCUGCAGAGACUGGAACACAGCACACCUUCAUCUGGGAAAGAUGAUGGCAGUUUUAAGAGUUUCAAAAGGAGCCUGUCCUUAGAAAAGGUGUCUCCCAUUUCUUCCAGGAGGCACGAACAAUGUCGAAAGGAACGUCGGGCAGAUAAAAGUGAUGCGCUCUCUCCCAAAAUGGAGUGGAAGCCAAUUUUGAGUUCCAGAUAUAACGAGGAAGCUAACAGGACAGGUGCAUCACCCAUGCCAGCUUACAAUGAAGCCCUGAUAAAAAAAGACUUCUCACCUGGUUUUGUAGACAGCCAUUGUCACCUGGACUUCUUAUUUGCCCGCACCAAUCAUACUGGAUCGCUUGCAAGCUACCGCCUGAAAUGUAAAAAGACAGAAGAAGCUUUUCCUAUCUCAUUUGAAGGCUGCAUAGCCGUCUUUUGUGAGCCAAGGACUUUCCGAAGGGUAUCGUGGUGGGAAGAAAUAAUCUCUGAGUCUGAUAUUUGGGGUGCUUUCGGCUGCCACCCACACUAUGUCAGUAGAUUUUCCGAUGCAGAAGUAGUCUACCUGAAGCUAGCUCUUCGGAACGAAAAUGUUGUAGCGUUGGGGGAGAUUGGACUCGAUUAUUCAGAAAGGAACAACGAGUCUUUCACCCUGCAAAAAGAAGUGUUUAAGAAACAGUUGAUGAUUGCUCUGGAAUACAAAAAGCCAAUAGUCAUCCAUUGCCGUGAUGCUCACAGGGAUUGCAUUAACAUUCUCAAAGAGUUUGUACCCAAGGAUCACCUGAUUCAUCGUCACUGCUUCACUGACAGUUAAGAAGCCGAGGAAUGGUUGAACACAUUUUCCAACUCGUACUUGGGCUUCACAGGAUUAAUCUUGCAGUCGAACAAGAGGGCAAGACUAGUUCGGGAGGUAGUACAACACGUUCCUCUAGACAGAAUUUUGCUAGAAACGGAUGCUCCUUACUUCCGUCCUUUUUCAAGUGGGCUGUCACAUCCUGGCAUGGCCAUACACGUUGCUGCUGAAAUCGCUAACAUUAAGAGACUCGGCCUCCAGGAGGUUCUUCAGAGCAUGAGAGAGAACACUUUCAAGAUGUACGGCAUUUGAAUAUGAGGCCAGUGUUCUGCAGGUAUUGCUGUUGAAUAAGGAUGGUGAAAACAGAGUCUAUCGUCACGGUUAUCAUUUAAUAUUUUGAAAGGAAACUAAUGUGUGAACAUCUUCUUUUAGAAUGAAAACCUUAAUUGCCAACCAUUAGAACACUGCAGAAGAGACUUGCCAAGUAUCACAAAUUAUUUUACUGAAUAUUGUUGGUAACCAAUACAUAUGAUUUAUUUUUGACUGAGGAGUCCUCUUAUUGAAAUGACUUGUGCAAUAGCAGCAUUGCAUCGUAAGUUUUUUAAAAGGAAGGGAAUGUCAGCUGGUUUUUAAUCUGUAAUAUUGAAGGGGAGUGAUUCGGUUGGUAAUAAGCGGAACUUUUUUGUAAAGUAUAAUACAAAGGUUUGACAUGUAGUUAUUAGAUAGAAAGAUUAAUUUUUCAAUCUCGGUUGUGUUCUUUUGUCACAAGGUAUGUUGUAUCAUAUUUUAUCAUGUCAUAAGGUACAUUCCCAUGUUUAAGAUAUACUGUAUCUAUCCCAUGUAUUAUUUCUUGUGAUAAGAGUCAUUGUAUCUCCUCCUCUUCCAUUCUUAUUCUCUUGUUUCAAGUAUAUUUACUAAACUUGUACAAGUAACCAACUACUACAUAACUCAGAAUGAGAAGUAUAACUGGAGGAGGUCAGUUUCAAGGAAAUAUUUAAAUUGUUACUCAAAAUUAACUUCUAUACUGUCAGUGGAAAAAAAAAAUGACAGGCUGUAAAACAAAAAGAAAGGAAACGUCGAUUUGUAAUCUUGGAAAUUAGCUUGAAAUUAAAAUUUACCAACUGCUUUA
Macrobrachium nipponense is the source of this 3419-nucleotide messenger RNA. RefSeq lists its product as uncharacterized. The record is from RefSeq and is a predicted model, not a curated record. NCBI's taxonomy places the organism in Eukaryota, Metazoa, Arthropoda, Malacostraca, Decapoda, Palaemonidae. Gene Ontology annotation, molecular function: hydrolase activity, acting on ester bonds.